Selaginella moellendorffii is the source of this 692-nucleotide messenger RNA. RefSeq lists its product as uncharacterized. NCBI's taxonomy places the organism in Eukaryota, Viridiplantae, Streptophyta, Lycopodiopsida, Selaginellales, Selaginellaceae. Bases 30 to 656 code for a protein of 208 amino acids. The record is from RefSeq and is a predicted model, not a curated record. The transcript has 5 exons.
ACCCUAAUCUCUCUCUCUCAAAUUAUUUGAUGGCCAUGGCGAGCAAUCCGGUGCCUUGGCCUGGGCAUCGAAGCGCUCCUCCGCGCACCAGGAGCGCGCUCGUGUCUCUGGCCAGCUGCGCGGCACUCGUGCUCCAUCCGCCGCCAUCACAAGCGCUUGCAUUCGACUGGCUUGGGGGCCAGCAGCAACAGCAGCAGCAGCAAGAGCAGCGAGUGGAGCGCGAUCCGGUGGAGCCAUUCACAAUCUAUGGAAGCAUCUUCAAGAAGUAUUUUAUCGAGCAGAUUGUGGAGGGGAAGAUUGUCGCUCGGAGAAAGGGCUUCACGGCGUCAGCAUGCAUGAAUGUUUUGGAGGCCAGCUUGGAAAGCCCGGAGCUUCAGGCAGUUCCAGCCGGAUUGAAGGUGACGCUGCUGGGGGAGCCUUGCUGCGGUAAAGGAGAGGGGCAAUCGAGAGAGGAGUCGUGCUCACAGCCUUGUAGCAUGGUUUGCAAAGCUGCUAUCGCUCGACACCUUCGUCAUGUCAACGAAACAACAGGCUACGUUCUAGAUCCGGAUGACACCAAGCGAGUCAUCGGCUCGUGCGUCAACCAGUGCUCGAAAGAAUGUACCAAACCAGGAAAGUCUAUUUCCUUUGUGCUGCCCUUCAGGCCGAGAAAAUGAAAACAUUCUCGUUUAUACAAUUUGGACAGUACAACA